Messenger RNA from Rasamsonia emersonii CBS 393.64, 1323 nucleotides. RefSeq lists its product as uncharacterized. The record is from RefSeq and is a predicted model, not a curated record. Gene Ontology annotation, cellular component: perinuclear endoplasmic reticulum; cortical endoplasmic reticulum; endoplasmic reticulum membrane. Gene Ontology annotation, biological process: endoplasmic reticulum inheritance; septin ring assembly. NCBI's taxonomy places the organism in Eukaryota, Fungi, Ascomycota, Eurotiomycetes, Eurotiales, Trichocomaceae. The coding region runs from base 1 to 1323 and encodes 440 amino acids. The transcript has 2 exons.
AUGUGGCUUUUUCGGGUUCUCUCCUCCGCAGUCUUCUUGACCGCCAUCGUCCUCUCCAUUCCCUUAGCCUUCGAUGUCGGUGGCAGGACGUGCGGUCUGGCCUACUCUCUGUCCCUCGCCAGCUUCUACUUCUUCUUCUCGCUGCUCAAACUUGCCACGCCCGACGAGUCAUGGUUUCGCCGCUCGUUGGUCAUCCUCAUUCGAUCCACGCAGUGGCUGAUCGUCCCGACGUUGCUCAUCUGGUCUCUCAAUCGCUUUUCAGUCGAUUCCGAUAACAGCAGUGGGUGGGUGGAGCAGACUUUCGAUGGGAAGAGGGCGCAAGACACGUCCAUUAGCUCGUGGAUCUUUGGUCCUGGCGGGUUGAUUGAGACCCUAACCAUCGGCAACUGGGAUAAACUGUUACGCUGGUCGACUCCGGUCUUUCAGCUGGUGGAAGGAUUCUGCAGUCUGCUCGUCAUCCAAGCUGCAGGACAGAUCACCCGAUGGCUGGUCAACAGAGGCGGAAGAAGUGAUACUUGGAUGAUCUGUCUCUUAGUGUUGUCAGCGACAAUCAUUUCGAGCUCAGUCUAUUUCCUAUGGCGCGUCCUUCAAUUCCCCGAGAUAUCCAAUGUCGAUUCUGCGCUGAUUGGGGUGGCCAUCACGUGUGCUGUGAUCCUGUGUGCCUUGGGAAUUGGCAGCGGCCGUGGGAAUGCGGUCGAGAGCUCGCUUCUCUUCGCCUACAUUGUUCUUUGCAUUUAUCAGAUCUUCACCGACUAUCAGCCAUCCCGACCAGUUGAGCCGAGUCCACCACCUUCGCAGGCGGCUGAUUUCCCUCCUCUUCCGCCCAUCAUUAUGGCAUCCUACACCACUCUCAUGCAUGCCCUAUCGCUGCUUCCGUCCAUCAUACAUGCGACCUUCAAUGUUGUGACCGCGGCAUUCAGCGCUGUCACACCGUCCGUUCUGAUCUCUCUUGCCUAUCGUCUUUUCGUCCUUUACGCCUCGACGCGCAUCAUUCCCGCCGUUCGCGAAUCUGGAGCCCGAGCUCUGUCGCAAGAAGCCUCUCUGGAUGAUGAUGACGCUGCGGGCCAGUUCCUGGGACUUCUAAGCUGGUUCUCGCCUACGAUUCUUGUUGCCGUGUACACCAGUCUCUUGAUGCAACAUUUCGCUUCGACUUCUCAGGCAGGGAAUCACGGCGAAUGGUGGAGAAACCAAGGUGACAUAGGUGGCACUUUUUGGCGAUGGGUCAAUAUUGCUUGCACUAUGGCCUUGUAUGCGGUUGAGCUGUGGUUGGGAAAGCAGGAUGACAUCGAUGCAGGACUUGCAGGCCAUUGGAAGACAGAUUGA